Messenger RNA from Anopheles cruzii, 769 nucleotides. RefSeq lists its product as uncharacterized. Gene Ontology annotation, cellular component: glycosylphosphatidylinositol-N-acetylglucosaminyltransferase (GPI-GnT) complex. The transcript has 3 exons. NCBI's taxonomy places the organism in Eukaryota, Metazoa, Arthropoda, Insecta, Diptera, Culicidae. The record is from RefSeq and is a predicted model, not a curated record. Gene Ontology annotation, biological process: GPI anchor biosynthetic process. The coding region runs from base 1 to 537 and encodes 178 amino acids.
AUGGGAUUUUUCUGGACCAGCGCAGGCAAAAAGAUUCACCUGAAAAUUGUCCACAAAUCGCCGAACGUGCUCCACUUAUCCGUAGAGAACUUGGAGGCAGACCGUGAACGCCACUUAUUACUCGUUUUGGUGCUUGCAUCAUUACUUUGCUUUGCGGUCUGUACGUUUAUUUUCCGGCUCAAUUUUCUGCACGCUGCUUUUCUCUUGCCGACGCUUACGUGUUGCUACCUCUACAGCAGUGUGAUAAAAUCCGAAAAUCUGGUCCUAGUGAAAGACUUUGCGUUGCAAUGCUCAAUUACUUUUGCAAACGGCACCGUGCGCAAUUCACUGAUUCCAAUAGAGUAUAUACAGGACAUAAUAAUCAACGAUGUAUUUUACAACUUGAAAGUAAUUUUCGUGCUGCAAGUGCUAACGAAAGGAAACUUAUUUCGGAGAAAACCGAUCAUUACACUCCUACACCAUCUUAAACCAGGUUUGUCCUGCUUAAAAAUUGUCUUCGAAGAAUUACAUUCCAUAUUGGAAUUAGAGGAUCACUGAACGAUGAAGAAGCCUCAAUUCGGUUGACGCGUCCUAGGAAAAAACUUGUCGAGAAUAUUCAGCAUCUGAACAGCUUCCUGAGUCUUCUGCGUGCCGAUUUCCGUCGAAAAAUCAUGUUGCUGUAACCUUUCCAUUGUGGCCAGUUUCUCGAUCGGCUGCUUUGGUACGCAAACGUCGGUUUUCGCCUAACCAAAUAUAGGUCACAAUGAAAAUUAGAUAAUUACUAUGCGAU